Molecule: messenger RNA, 2907 nt
Organism: Trichosporon asahii var. asahii CBS 2479
Lineage: Eukaryota; Fungi; Basidiomycota; Tremellomycetes; Trichosporonales; Trichosporonaceae
Product: ATP dependent RNA helicase
Exons: 12
Coding region: 1-2907 (968 amino acids)
Biological process (GO): mRNA splicing, via spliceosome; mRNA export from nucleus
Molecular function (GO): ATP binding; RNA binding; RNA helicase activity
Source: RefSeq, a predicted model, not a curated record
AUGGCCCCUCCCCCCGCUGAGGACCCCGAAGAGCUCGUCGACUACGACGACGAGGCCGAGGAGCCCUACGUUGCUCCUACCACCGCCGCCCCGGCCGCUGCCGGUGUCGACGGUGGAGACGCUGACAAGAAGGGAAGCUACGUCGGUAUCCACUCAACUGGCUUCCGCGACUUCCUCCUCAAGCCUGAGAUUCUCCGUGCCAUUUCUGACCUUGGUUUCGAGCACCCGUCCGAAGUCCAGCAGGAGUGUAUCCCCCAGGCCAUCCUUGGCACUGACGUUCUCUGUCAGGCCAAGUCGGGUAUGGGUAAGACGGCCGUGUUCGUCCUUGCCAGUCUGCAGCAGCUCGAGCCUGUCGACGGUGAGGUCAGCAUUAUUGUCCUCUGUCACACCCGACCUCCUCUUCCUGGUGGAGACGCUGACAAGAAGGGAAGCUACGUCGGUAUCCACUCAACUGGCUUCCGCGACUUCCUCCUCAAGCCUGAGAUUCUCCGUGCCAUUUCUGACCUUGGUUUCGAGCACCCGUCCGAAGUCCAGCAGGAGUGUAUCCCCCAGGCCAUCCUUGGCACUGACGUUCUCUGUCAGGCCAAGUCGGGUAUGGGUAAGACGGCCGUGUUCGUCCUUGCCAGUCUGCAGCAGCUCGAGCCUGUCGACGGUGAGGUCAGCAUUAUUGUCCUCUGUCACACCCGUGAACUCGCGUACCAGAUCCGCAACGAGUUCACCCGUUUCUCCAAGUACAUGCCCGAGGUCCGCACCUCUGUCUUCUACGGUGGAACCCCUAUCUCUGCCGACCAGGAGAUCCUUGCCUCCAAGGAGAAGUGCCCUCACAUCGUUGUCGGUACCCCUGGUCGUAUGAUGGCUCUCGUCCGCGACAAGAAGCUCAACGCCUCGAAGGUCAAGCACUUCGUUCUCGACGAGUGUGACAAGAUGCUGGAACAACUCGACAUGCGCCGUGAUGUUCAGGAAGUCUUCCGCGCCACCCCCCACCACAAGCAGGUUAUGAUGUUCUCCGCCACUCUCUCGAAGGACAUCCGCGCCACCUGCAAGAAGUUCAUGCAGAGCAUCUACGUCGACGACGAGACCAAGCUCACGCUUCACGGUCUUCAGCAGUACUACCUCAAGCUCGAGGAGAAGGAGAAGAACCGCAAGCUGAACGACCUCCUCGACAACCUGGAGUUCAACCAGCAGUUCAAGGCUUUCGAGAAGCGUAUCCUCGUCGCCACCGACAUCUUCGGUCGUGGUAUCGACGUCGAGCGUGUCAACGUUGUCAUCAACUACGAUGCUCCCGCCGACGCCGACUCGUACCUCCACCGUGUCGGUCGUGCUGGACGUUUCGGUACCAAGGGUCUCGCGAUCACCUUUGUCUCGUCCGAGGCCGACCAGGAGGUCCUCCAGAAGAUCCAGGAGCGGUUCACUGUCGCUAUCCCCACGCUCCCCGACACUGUCGACCCCGCGACCUACAUGACCUCUACCACGCCACCAGUUUUCAUCCUCUCGGUCUUCGGCACCAUGUACAUCCCUUCCAGUCGUCGCCGCUGCUGCCCGGCCCACAUCGACACGCCGAAGCCUUCAACCACGGACAAGGAGAUCUACACCCACACCACAGUCAAUCUCCAGGAUCAAGCGCAUAUCGAUCGCUACGUCGAGGUGUACCGCGCCUGGGGGGAGAGGCAGCCCGUCUCUACUUCCGACCUGGAACGCCUGCGCAUCCGCCUCGCCCAGAUGCAGGCGCGCUGUGCCCGCCUAACGAUUAGGGGAAUCGACACCAUCACCCUUGCAAGUGGAGCCCUAGUCGCCAUGGAUAUGAGCCAUCGCGCGCUCGCUCUGAUCUACAACUCGAUGGACCCGGACGACCCCUGGAGUGCGGGCAGGGCUCUGGGGCGGAUCUACGGGUGCAACUUGCUCUCGAACAUACCUUGGGCGUCGCAGAGGAGGGUUCGCCGUAAUGUCGUGUAUGCUGUCGUGCUUGAGACGGCGUACAUGUACAUGGGGGAGGAGGAGCAGCGCGCAAUUGCAAUCGCGCUUUUGCCGGGGUCUACGCUUCAGCUUGUGGAAGUUGGGCGUCCGACGAAGAGGAGGAGGAUCGGUGCAGAGAGUCUAAAUAACGCAGCGCUUCGCUCGCCUGAGUCACGAGAUGGUCCCGCCGCUACGCACACACUCGAGGGCGAGGGGCGCAACACCGCUGCCCAUCCCUUGCACACCUCUAGUCGAUUCUCCGUUUGUCAAACUUCUGCAGAGCACUGGGUGACUCGUCGGACAGAAGCGCCUAAUCACCGCUCCGGAGGGUCGACACAUCGCCACCCUCUGCCUCAGCACAGCAUGAGCGACCUGUACAUCCCCUCCCGCCGCCGCGAUCUGGCUCCUGCCAAUAGAGAUCUCUCUACCUCCACCACCGUCGACUACUCGUACAAGCCAGUGGACCCUCGCAAACAAGAAGAGACCGACCGCUUCAUCGAGAUCUACCGCGACUCUUCAGCGAAGCAGCCCGUCUCGGUCCGAGACCUGGAGCCGCUGCGUAUCCGUCUCGCGCAGCUGGACGCGCGUCGCGCCCGCCUCCCUCCAUCAGGCCUAGCCAACGUCAUCGUGGCCGCCGAGACAGUGGCCGCUGUGCACAAGUUGAACCGCGUGAUCGACGAGCUCCGCCCGCCCAUCAACACGAACAAGAACAAGACUUCCGUUCCCGGUCGCACCUUGCGCCGGCUGUAUUAUUUGUAUGCCAGCUCUUCUCCUGCGUGGGGGAAGCUGAGGAGCUUCCGCCGCAAAGCCCUCGCGUCUAUCAUCAUUGCGACGGCCGACAUGGAGGAAGAGGAGGCGGUUUGCCUCGCUAAGGCACUCAUGCCUUCUGCGAAGACGCGCUUCGUGACGGUAGAGGUCGAGGAGGAAGAGCUGGAGGAGGGAAAGUCUGCUUGA